CUCUAGCUGCUCGACGUAGAAACAAACAAUUAAAAGUCUUCUCUCAGUGUGAGGAAAUCCAACUGCCCCAACUGUCCUCAUUUUCCUUUUUUUUUCGCAUCUUAAUUGUACACAUUUUCUAUUUCGUUUUCUGGUUUCCAUUUUUUCUCCCCUGUGCUGCGGCAGUUGUUGUGGAAAGUCUAUGUAGAACGGACUGAGCUCUCUACCUUGCGAUUAUUUCCUGUCCUUUUGUGUCGUCGGUCGUAUACAUUUCGUCGUCAGUAGUAACAAAGGAAUUAAUCACUACUCGGGAUUUCAACAAGAGUUUGGAUUGUUUUAUUCUUUCACUCCUUUGCACUCUACCCGUUCACGAUUUUACUGAGACUGCAAGUUUGCUGGUUUAAUUUUUAAUAAACCCACAAAAGAACAUGGCUGCCCAGCCCAGUAGUAGUGCUGUCAGGGCCCUGGCCUUGGAGUACAAAACUAUUCAGGAUGAGCCUGUUGAAGGAUUCAGAAUUAAAUUGACAAACGACGAUAUACUUUUCGAUUGGGAAGUCGCCAUUUUUGGCCCACCAGAAACUCUGUAUCAAGGAGGAUAUUUUAAGGCUCAGCUCAAGUUCCCACCUGAUUAUCCCUACUCGCCCCCCUCUAUGAGAUUUGUUACCAAAGUCUGGCACCCAAAUGUGUAUGAGAAUGGAGAUUUGUGCAUUUCAAUCCUUCACCCACCAGUGGAUGACCCUCAAAGCGGAGAGCUGCCUUGCGAGAGGUGGAAUCCUACCCAGAACGUCAGAACAAUAUUGCUCUCGGUGAUAUCUCUGUUUAACGAGCCCAACACAUCCAGCCCAGCCAACGUCGAUGCCUCGGUCAUGUAUCGCAGAUGGAAGGAUUCGAAAGGCAAAGAUGCCGAGUACGCCAAUAUCAUCAAGAAGCAGGUUGCUGGUUCCCGAGCAGAGGCGGAGAAGGACAAUGUGGUGGUCCCGAUGACCAUAGAGGAUUACUGCAUCAAGUCCAAGCCUCCAGUGACGGAAUCUUUGGACAUGAACGACUUUUACGACGACUGCUAUGAUAUUGAUGAUGAGGAUUCCGACUACGUCGAGGACGACGAGGCCGAUGGAGCUGACGAUAGCGGAAACGAGAAUGCUUAAAGUGAUUCUUAUAGCCCCACGGAUCUCCCUUCACACCACCACCUCUUAUUAUCUUUGUUUGGAAUCAACAUCCGUUCACCUCCCAUUUCUUCCACAACACCUUUUGGUACCACCUUCAUCUUUAUUUUUUCUCUCUCUCAAAUAAUGACCGAAAGUGAUUUAGUGUUUGGAAUCUUAAAAUUCAUCAGAAAAGUUUCCCAGUUCAAACAGCCGAACAGAGGUUUAUUAUUAUUUUUAUUUUUCGUCGAAAAAUUUUGCUCUGAACGGAUGUGAGCCCCUCCCAAAAAACGAAAAACUUCCUCCUCCUUGAUUUCAGUUGAUCCCUUUAUACUGACCUCGACACGCAUUCGUGUUUCGUCGUUCCGCCCGUAUAUAUAUUAGCAAAUGUCACCUUAUUCUUGGUGAGUAUUCAUGGGUUUCUCUGAACUGACAAUGGUUCGCGCAGUUAAAAAACAAAAAUAUGUAAUUCCUUCCCCCGAUUUUGAGCAAACAAAAUUUUGUGAGAAAAAAGACAAAAAAACUAAAACAAAAGUUGAGAAAAAAAAAUCCGAUGGCUAUUCAAUAAUAUGUCUCUUUCGAGUUCUUUUUUUUUUGUAUUUGUGCUGGUAUUCUUGUCCUCUAUUUA
Molecule: messenger RNA, 1749 nt
Organism: Daphnia pulicaria
Lineage: Eukaryota; Metazoa; Arthropoda; Branchiopoda; Diplostraca; Daphniidae
Product: ubiquitin-conjugating enzyme E2 R2-like
Exons: 6
Coding region: 408-1124 (238 amino acids)
Biological process (GO): ubiquitin-dependent protein catabolic process; protein polyubiquitination
Molecular function (GO): ubiquitin conjugating enzyme activity
Source: RefSeq, a predicted model, not a curated record